Messenger RNA from Podarcis raffonei (Aeolian wall lizard), 3668 nucleotides. It is a transcript of the gene MSH3, whose product is annotated as mutS homolog 3. The record is from RefSeq and is a predicted model, not a curated record. The transcript has 24 exons. Gene Ontology annotation, biological process: mitotic recombination; mismatch repair; somatic recombination of immunoglobulin gene segments. Gene Ontology annotation, molecular function: ATP-dependent DNA damage sensor activity; mismatched DNA binding; ATP binding. The coding region runs from base 97 to 3447 and encodes 1116 amino acids. Lineage: Eukaryota; Metazoa; Chordata; Lepidosauria; Squamata; Lacertidae. Gene Ontology annotation, cellular component: nucleus.
GCGCGGGAGAGGAGCGGGGCCGAGGAACGGCGCGAGGCCGGUCGCGUGGCUCUCCGAACGGCUGCUGAGGGGCAACUGCCCAGUCUCGAGGCCGGGAUGCCGCGGGGGCGAAGCAGGCCCGGCCCAAGCGGCGGGGCCCGCGGGCAGCCGGUGCUAAGCAAGUUCUUCCAGGCGGCGGGAUCCCUUCGGGCAACCGCUUCCUCCUCGGCUGCCGCUGCCGCUGCCUCCGAAGAGGAGGAGAGAAGCGAGGGCUGUAUGGCGGCUGCAGGGGUUGCUCCGCACACGACUCAUGAACCUGAUGGGAAAAAGAGAAGAGUUGUGAACCAAGAACAUGCGGACAAAUGUUCAAAACUUCUGCAGAGUAGAAGAAAAGAAGAGGUCAAUAGAGUGAGUACUCUGAACACUGGAGAGCCAAACAAAUCUACCAGUUCCCAAAUAUGUUCAGAAACCUUAGAUAAACUACGAAAGUUCUCUUUCAAUUUGGAGCGUCCAAGAAAAAGAAUUCAUUCGGAGACUCUUCAUGGAAGUCCCUCUGUGGAUUUAAGCAAGUACCAGCAUUCUGUGGUUGGAAACAAUGGUAUAAGUGGCUCUCAACAUUCUCACGACAGUAACAAGGCAAAAAUGUGUCUAGAUAAAAGCCAAUUUUCUUCCUCUGAUUUGAGUUUGGAAAACACUCAAUAUGCAACUGAUACUACUCUUAAAAAAAGAAGCAAAAGUGUGUAUACACCCCUUGAGCUCCAGUUCCUAGAAAUUAAAAAUCAGUAUAAGGAUGCUAUUUUGUGUGUUGAGUGUGGUUACAAGUACAGAUUUUUCGGAGAAGAUGCAGAGAUUGCUGCUAAGGAGUUGAACAUCUUUUGCCAUAAAAAUCACAACCUUAUGACUGCCAGCAUACCAACUCACAGAUUAUUUGUUCAUGUUCGGCGUCUCGUAGCAAAGGGUUAUAAGGUAGGAGUUAUAAAACAAAUGGAAACAGCUGCUUUGAAGGCUGUUGGAGAAAACAGAAGCUCUCUCUUUAGCAGACAACUAACUGCACUGUAUACAAAAUCUACAGUUCUUGGAGAAGAUGUGAAUCCUCUGCGGAUGUUCGACAAUGCUAUGGAAGCUGAAGAAAUAUCUGAUGUCUGUGAUAAUUAUCUCCUGUGUGUGUCUGAAAGCAAAGACAGCUUAAGAAAUAAGAGCCAGGAAAAUGUUGUCAUAGGCAUAGUGGCAGCUCAGCCUACUACAGGAGAAGUUAUUUAUGACAGUUUUCAAGAUUCUGUAGGCCGUAUAGAGUUGGAAAGUCUAAUUUUACGCCUGCAGCCUGUUGAGAUUAUUCUUCCUGCAGAUGUGUCAGAUCAAACUGAAAAACUUAUCAAUACUGUGACUUCUGUAAGCAUACAGGAUGACAGAAUUCGGGUAGAGAGGAUGGAAAACAAGCAUUUUGAGUACAGCAAUGCUUUCCAACUGAUUACAAACUUCUAUGGAGACCGAGUACUUGAUAGUAAAGGUUCCCAAGCAUUGUCAGUGGUUUUAAACUUGGAUAAGUCAGUGCUAUGCUCCCUGGCUGCUGUAAUCAUGUAUCUUAAAGAAUUUAAUUUAGAAAAGAUACUCUACAACCCAAGUAAUUUUAAGAAGUUAUCAAGUGAAGCUGAAUAUAUGAUACUUAAUGGGUCUACAGUAAAUAAUCUUGAAAUCUUACAGAAUCAGACUGAUAAGAAAAAAAAAGGCAGCCUGUUUUGGGUCUUGGAUCAUACAAAAACUUCAUUUGGGCAACGAAGACUAAAGAAAUGGGUGACACAGCCUCUUUUGAAAUCCAGUGAAAUUAAUUCUCGACUUGAUGCGGUGUCGGAGGUCAUCCUAUCAGAAUCGAGUAUCUUUGGCCAAAUAAAGCACCUUCUAUGUAAGAUGCCAGAUGUUGAACGAGGACUCUGUAGUAUUUAUCACAAAAAGUGUUCCAUUCAAGAGUUCUAUCUGGUAGUCAGCACACUCUCUCAGUUGGAAACAACAAUCACAGCACUGGUUCCAGCUAUACGUACUCAGGUUCAAGCACCUUUAUUACAGAAGAGUCUUUUGGAAAUUCCAGAAUUGCUUUGUUCAACAAAGAAGUAUAUAAGCAUGCUUAAUGAAGCAGCAGCAAAAAGUGGAGACAAAACCCAACUGUUCAAGGAUCUUGAAGAAUUUCCCUUAAUAAGAAAGAGGAAGGAUGAGAUUCAGGAAGUUCACUCUCAGAUCCAGUUACACCUUCAGGAUAUACGAAGAACGCUAAAUUGUCCCUCUAAGGAUUAUGUUACAGUGUCAGGACAAGCAUUUCAGAUUGAAGUCAAGAACUCACUUUUAUCUUCUGUACCAUAUGAUUGGAUUAAAGUUAGCAGCACAAAAGCAGUCAGCCGCUUCCACACUCCUUUUAUUGUAGAAAAUUACAGGCAUUUGAAUCAGCUACGUGAGCAGCUAGUCCUUGACUGCAGUGCUGAAUGGCUACGCUUUUUAGAUGAUUUUAACGACCAUUACUACACAAUAUCUAAAGCUGUGGGUCACCUAGCAACUGUGGACUGUAUAUUUUCCCUGGCUGAGGUUGCCAAACAAGGAGACUACUGCAGACCUGUCAUAAAAGAUGGAAGGUCAGAGAUAAUGAUAAAAAAUGGGAAGCACCCUGUGAUUGAUGUGUUAUUGGGAGAGCAAGAGCAGUAUGUUCCAAAUGAUACACAUUUAUCAGAAGACGGUCAAAGGGUAAUGAUAAUUACUGGACCUAACAUGGGUGGAAAGAGCUCUUACAUAAAGCAGGUUGCAUUGAUCACAGUCAUGGCACAAAUUGGUUCCUAUGUACCAGCUGAGGAAGCAAGAAUUGGUAUUGUGACUGGUAUAUUUACCAGAAUGGGUGCCACAGACAACAUAUUCAAAGGUCAAAGCACAUUUAUGGAAGAACUGACAGAAACAGCUGAUAUAAUUACUAAAGCAACUUCCAAUUCACUAGUAAUUUUGGAUGAACUGGGGAGAGGAACUAGCACACAUGAUGGAAUUGCAAUUGCUUAUGCUACCCUGGAAUACUUUAUUAGAGAUGUUGGUUCAUUGACACUGUUUGUCACCCAUUAUCCUCCAGUGUGUGAAUUAGAAAGGGCCUACCUGAGACAAGUUGGGAAUUACCAUAUGGCUUUUCUGGUGAAUGAAGAUGAUCGUGAACAAGAAAGGGGAUCUGAAGGUGAAGAAAAUCCUGAAUUUGUCACUUUCCUUUAUCAAAUAACAAGGGAAGUUGCCACAAAGAGUUAUGGGCUAAACGUUGCUAAACUAGCAGAUGUUCCUGAUGAAAUUCUUAAAAAGGCAGCUCGCAAAUCAAAAGAACUAGAGAGAUUAGAGAAUAUGAAAAGAAAAAGGCUGAUGACCUUUGUUAAAAUAUGGAAUACUACCAAUUCUGGAGAACUGCAAAGAUGGAAAAGUAUGUGCGAAACAGAUAAUGAUUUCAGCCAACUUUAAAGAUUCCUUAAAACCUGCCAAUAGAAAAUGGAAAUAGCAUAGAAGAUUUAAAUUAAUUUAUUAUACAAAGCAAUAUAUUCAUGCAGUGAAAUUUCAAAUCAUAGGUGUGUAUCUGAUGAAUGGGUGGUUCACAUGGACAUUUUUUUCAUUUCAUUCAUGCAAACUGUCUCCAGUGAUGUAGUUAUGUGGAGUAGCAUACUAUGUGCCAGAUAAGUAGAAGA